Podarcis lilfordi (Lilford's wall lizard) is the source of this 42408-nucleotide messenger RNA. Lineage: Eukaryota; Metazoa; Chordata; Lepidosauria; Squamata; Lacertidae. The record is from the annotation of a GenBank genome assembly.
UUUGCCCGUGUGCGCAUGCGCGUCGUCGUCGCGGCCGGGAAUUGGCUCUCCUCCGUCGUCAGCGGCUGCUGCUGCCGCCGCUGCUGGUGGCGCGGCGCUCCGGGGACGCCGGCGUCGUGUUUUUGGCAUAUGCUUGUCGGCGCCUGAGCUCCGUCCGCUGCGCCCCGGGCCUCCCUGUGCCGCCGCCGCCGCCCGCCCCGCCGGGGAUGCUGAGCAAAGGGGCGCUGCAGCGCGUGCUCUCCGCCGUCAACAGGAGGAGGAGGAUGAAGCUGCUCAUGGGGCUCGCCCUGGUCGCCUACGUCGCCUGUAAGUGCCCGGGCAGGGUGGGUGGGUGGGUGGCGGCUCCCAUUCAUUCGCCUCUUCCCAAAAUGGAGGGGGGUCACCGCGCGCUUUCCCUCUGUUUUUCAUUUUUGCAAAUUGCAGCAGCCGAGGGGUUGCACCAAACGCUGGAAGGAAGGCAAGGAGGGAGGAGAGCGACGUGGUGGGGAGACACAUGUGACAUAGCAAUUCCUCCGCCUUCUUCUUUUGCAAAAGGUUCUGGGGGGAGUCAAGAGUUUCUGGUGGAAGUUUGCAAAGUCCCCGUCGCUUCUUGACGUAUUUGUUUUUCAGCGGCAGCCGGCAGGAGGGAAACCUCUUGAUGGCGGUUUCUGCCCCUUUGGGUGGCUGGGGGGGGGGAGGGGGGGUGUCGUCCAAACUUUGUUGUUGUUUAGUCGUGUCCGACUCUUCGUGACCCCAUGGACCAGAGCACGCCAGGCACUCCUGUCUUCCACUGCCUCCCGCAGUUUGGUCAGACUCACAUUAGUAGCUUCGAGAACACUGCCCAACCAUCUGGUCCUCUGUCGUCCCCUUCUCCUUGUGCCCUCCAUCUUUCCCAGCACCAGGGUCUUUUCCAGGGAGUCUUCUCUUCUCAUGAGGUGGCCAAAGUAUUGGAGCCUCAGUUUCACAAUCUGUCCUUCCAGGGAGCACUCAGGGCUGAUUUCCUUCAGAAUCAAUAGGUUUGAUCUUCUUGCAGUCCAUGGGACUCUCAAGAGUCUCCUCCAACACCAUAAUUCAAAAGCGUCCAAACUUUAGCAAAGUCUAAAAGCAAAAUGCUCCAAACCUCCGACCGUGAAUGUGCCUCCAGGUUAGGCCCCAAGUCCGUAUUUGAACACUGACCAGAGUGUGCUUUGAGAUUUUGUGGUGUGUAUUUGGCAGUGGAGGAGAGAAGCUUCUCUGUGUUCUCAGGUGAUGGCAGUGUAACAGUUAUGUCUACACAGGAGUAAGCCCUGCUAAAUUAAAAAAAGGUAAGUGGAGUCAGCAUCGCAGGCUGAAUCAAACAGAAAGAUAGUUGUGUCCUGUGCUUAUGAUUUGUAUUUACCACAGCUGUGUCUCUUUUUAGCUGGGAAACCUAAUAAAAACAUUCUGCUGCUGGUUCUCUGAAUUAAACCAAUGGCUUGUUCACAGGACCUGUUUCCAGUGUCCAGGCUUAUAUUCUCUCUCUUUCUCUCUUCACCUGCCCCCCUCCCCCUGCCAGGGUUGCAUUGUGGCAAAUGUCCAUCUCACCACCACAAGCAGGGUUUGCCUUUUCACAUCCAUUAGGAGGUAUCGGUCAGUUUGAGGAUAUUUAUGGAAAUGUGCUGGAAAGGAGCACAUAAGGAGGCUCCUUCUAGACUAAGGCCCGCUUGUGGGCUUUUCCCACUGGGUGUGUGUGUGCACAAAUGUCACGACAGUAGAUCCUGAUGUUUUGUACCAUUGCAAAUAUCGGGUUUGACUGGUAGCGAAGUAUCUGGCAUUGUAUGUGCAAAAGAAGAAUCAGAUGACCUGUCAGCAGUAAGCACAGUACAACCUGUAAGCACAGUGCCAAUCUGUAGAAAAAGUUGUCCGUGUUUGUCUCGGUGUCACAUAGGCUGAGGAGAACCUUGUAUGCCAUCCUGACGCCAUGGAGGCAGGGCACUAUAAAAGUGUAAUAAAGAGAAAUGGCAAUUUUUCGCAUCCCACAAAUAGUUCACAGCCUGAACUAAUUAAGUAAUAACUUGUACUUUAAUUGACCUUGCUGUGGCUAACCUCUUCAACUCUGCUACUGCCUGAAGAGGUUUUCCACAGAGGUUUGCGCAGAACAAACGCACAGAGGUUUUGCGCAGAGGAAACAUACUGGACAGGCAGAUAUUCCACACAUGUUUUGUAACAUGAAGGCUGCAGCAGCGAGGAAGUUGAACAUAAAUCCUGGGAGAACCCUCUUGUCCAGCAUUCCCCAACCAAGCCCCCUUCAGGUGUCGUUGGACUAGAGCUCCCAUCAUCCCUCACCAUUCACCACAGUGGCUGGGGCUGAUGAGAAUUAUAGUCAAAAAUAUGGGAGGAACAACAGAUUGGAGAAGAUGGAUAUAACCAGGGCUUUUUUCCCCAUCAGGAACUCAGUUCUGGUACCUCUCAGGUGGGUGCCAUUGACUUUAUAAGAGAACAAGGGAGGCAUUCAUGGUGGGCACCUCUUUCUAGAAAGACAGCACAGGAUAUAACCCACAGGGCUAGAUCAGGCAGGUGCCUUCCCCAUGGUCUGCUACUGAAGUGAUCAAAGAUCAGACCUGAGACUUUCUGCAUGCAGAUCAUCUGCUUUCCCACUCAGCUGUAGUUUAACGUGGGCCUUGCUUUAGAGUCUGCGCACUGACAUGGCUCUGUUGUUUUUGCUGCAGAAGGAAGGCAAGAGUCCAUUUCUGCUUUAGGUAACAGUGGUCAAAUCCCUGAAUGUGGUGGCAGUGGAAGGAAGUAGUACAAUAAAAUACAAUAUAGUAUUUAAAAGCAACAAAAAUACAAUUAAAAAUUAAUAUAAAUAUUUAAUUUGAUGUGCUGUUCUUUUUUUCUUCUUCAACCAUUAAUCCACAGACACCAUGCGGACCACCUGAAUGACGCUUGUGGAAUAAUGAUUGUCCAAACCAUGGGCCACAGUUCGGAAACCUAUGGUUUAGCGCUUUUUGUACAUUCAGGCUUACACAUUUCAGGGUUGCAAUAUAGGCACAUCUGAUGCACUAUCUUGUUGCACCGAUAAGGAGCGAGGAGAAAAUCCCCAGAGUUUUCCUGGUGGCUCAUAGCAGUUUCCACUCCGCUUAAAAGGAGAAACAAACAACAGUCCAGAUAGAGCAGUAGGCAAACUAAGGGCACGCUCUUCUUUGCGUAAUAUAAUGUCUCCAGGGUUUCCUUAUUUAGGAGCAUUGUAGUCAUUUAAUGUAAGGACAAGCCCUAGGGCUUCAGCUUAUUGCUUUAACUGGUGAAGUAAUGCUUACAUUCUAAAGUAUGUUGUAGACAUCGCCUCUUGUCUUGGGUGGUCCAGAAAGGCCUAGAAAUAUUUGAGUAAGUAAGUGGGUAAUGAAAGAAAGUAUUUGAGUGUGUUUGUUGAAAGUGUGCCUCAGGUUUAUUUCAGCUACUUAACUGGCAUAGCCUAUGUGUGUAGUGGAAUGGGCUUGUAAUCUUCAGCAAGGUGUGUUAGUUGUUACAGUUGCUGCACAUUUGAAAACUCCUAGUAUUAUUAUUAAUAAUAGUAAUUAAGAAUAGAAAUGUUUCACAAACUAGUACACGUAAGCAAGAGGGUGGAGAUGUGGAGGAGGGACUUGUAUUUCUUGUCCCUAGUUAUGGUACAAACAAUAUCCACUUGGGUGCCUAAGAUGCUGACUAGUUUUGUGACACCGCUCCCAUCUAGCCCGCCAUGCAAGUGUUCAGUUUUAACAGUGGGGUUUUUUUUUUUGAUGGACAUUCUAUAAUUUGUGUAAAUUGCUUAGAGGUUGCGGGUGGUUAAGCAGUAUGUAAAUUCCCAUGAGUAAAUAAUAUUCCCCAUAGCAGUCACAAUAGUAUGCUAGCUAGGCAAAAAGCGUUGCGCUGUCAAAGGCACAAAAUAUUUCACUUCUGAGUGCUCAGAAAUUGCUACUCGGCAAUAAAAGCAUUUAUUUAACAGAAAUAACGCAACAAAUUUCUCUUGAAAGCACAGAAUCCGAAAGGCCAUUGAGGUGAACUUUUAAGUUCCUCUGGAAUGGUAGCGGUCUCAGUAGCUUAACUCGAGGUAGUAAAUUAUGUGUUACUAAGCGGGUGGCGCUGUGGUGUAAACCACUGAGCCUUGGGCUUGCCGAUCAGAACGUCGGCGGUUCGAAUCCCUGCAACGGGGUGAGCUCCCGUUGCUCGGUCCCAGCUCCUGCCAACCUAGUAGUUCGAAAGCACGUCAAAGUGCAAGUGGAUAAAUAGGUACAGCUUCAGCGGAAAGGUAAAUGGCAUUUCCGUGAGCUGCUCUGGUUCGCCAGAAGCAGCUUAGUCAUGCUGGCCACAUGACCCGGAAAACUGCGGACAAACGGCUCCCUUAGCCAGUAAAGCGAGAUGAGCGCUGCAACCCCAGAGUCGUUCGCGACUGGAGUUAACUGUCAGGGGUCCUUUACCUUUACCUUUUUAAGGGAGGAAUGAUCAUUGCUCACUGCUGUUCUAUAUAUUGUGUUGUUUUUCUGUGUAUGUUUGCUUUGUGAGAGAUUGGCCCCAGAGCAACAAAUAAAUAAGUAUUUUCUGAAAGGGUGAUAUGUUUUGUUGUUGCUGAUUUUCUUCAGUUCUCUGUAGAAGUCAGAUAACGCUUAAGUGCAGUAGCUUUUAAUAGCUGAGAAGAUCGAUCCAAUUCUGCAGGUCGAUGCGCUGGCAAUAGCUGUCUUGAUGCUUCCUUGAAAAAUGAUUAAGUGGUUUUGUGGCAAUGGCCUAUCUCCACCCCCUUAUUUCAGAAUUGCCAUUACAGGAAUAGUUCUGUGAAUGAUUCAUAUUUGGAAUAUGGUAAAAUAUUAGCAUUUACAUACUGAAACGAAAAACUAGGUGCAGUUCAUCCAAAACAAAGGCAUUAUUUAGAUUCUAAGGAACAUGUACUUGUGGCUGAAUGUUUUUCAGAGCCAUCAAGGUAGCUUCUGUACCAGAGCAAGGCUGAAAUCCAGGUUCAGAGGUGUCCAGUUAAUGCGAUACAGUGGGUGAAAUAAUGCCUGCCAAGUCAAAGAGAUAGAGGGUGGGAUUCAACUAAAUGCGUCCCAUCAGCUUAAGGAUUUCUGCUUGUGCAGUGGGACUUUUACCUUUCCCCCUGCAUGUCCCUACACCUGCCCCAAAUGUGCUCCAGGGGGUUGGAGUGAAUCCCUAGAACAGAUUUUGGGGGGUCUGGGUCGGGGAAGAGAGAGAUAAUGUUCCAAGGUGCAAGCAGAAAUCAUCGCACUGACAGAACGAUCACCCAGCGCUAAGGUGGAUGCAACCCAUUGUCAUCAACUUUAAAGCGAAUGCUUGCUUGCUGAAGCUUGGAGCAUAAAAUCAAACUUAAUCUUGGCCUUCAUGGAAAGUAUAUCAUUUUUUGACACGUCUGCUCUCAAAGAUAGGUGCACCAUGACUUAGUCUGGUGUGGGUAAAGUGCCUAAAAUUGUAAUGUGUCUAAUUAACUCUUAUGGUUCUGUAAUUAAAUCGCGACAGGAACAAUUGGCUCAUUGUCCGCUGUAGUUAAUGGUAAAAUGCAGCUAAUGGAUUCACAAGCACGGCUUUUAGGGCGGGUUGGUGGCUUUGAAGUUUCUUGAAGUUAAUAAAAGAAUUGCCUUUCUGUUUAUGCAACCCGAUAGGGUCUUGUGACUAAAUAUCAGCUCCAUCAGAGGAACUGUUGCCACAGCACUUGUUUGAGCUUUUGUUUCCAGUGUUUUCCGUCAAACAAUGCGCACCCGUUUUGCCAGAAUGGAGUCGCUUAGAACUAUGCAGCAAGGCAGUUUUUAAGGUAGAAAAAAUAAAUAAAUAACUACACUGCUCCCCUCCCAGCUCCAAUACGUGGUAUAGCAUGUGAAGCGAAAAUUUUCUUAAUUUGGAUGCUUUCCUGUCUUCCCAGCUAUUGCCCAUUAAAGGUAAAGGUAAAGGGACCCCUGACCAUUAGGUCCAGUUGUGGCCGACUCUGGGGUUGUGGCGCUCAUCUCGCUUUAUUGGCUGAGGGAGCUGGCGUACAGCUUCCGGGUCAUGUAGCCAGCAUGACUAAGCCUCUUCUGGCGAACCAGAGCUGUGCACGGAAAUGCCGUUUACCUUCUUGCCGGAGCGGUACCUAUUUAUCUACUUGCACUUUGACGUGCUUUCGAACUGCUAGGUUGGCAGGAGCAGGGACUGAGCAACGGGAUUCGAACCGCCGACCUUCUGAUCGGCAAGUCCUAGGCUCUGUGGUUUAACUCACAGCGCCACCCGCGUCCCAUGCCUUCCCAGUUAUUGCCCAUUAAUUACUCCCUAUUGAUCACCCAUUUCCUCUUUUCAGACUGCUAAAUUGCUAUGUUUCUCAUUAGCUGGCUUCUCUCACCUACAUCAAGAGAGUUUCUGGCAGCUGCCGUUGGUUGCAUCCAGAAGGUGUGGCGUCUGUUGUAAGGUCCUACUGUUUUGGUGCUGUUGGUGGGACACAUUUAAACAUUUUCAGCAUUGACUAUGCCCGAUUCUCAUGAGCACUUGUGCGUGAUCUGCUCGCAGGCAUGCUUUCGGCUCUCUUUCAGCGGAUUUAUUGCUCCUGUGCAUCGUUCCCUUAAUUCACACGAAUGAUAAGCAUCCUAAAAAGCGAGUGUGGGCAGAGCACAAGAGGGAAUCCUUACCUGGGGUUUUAGUUCAUUUCAGUUACGUUCACUAUAUCUGUGCCUCCUUUGAAACGAAGUGCUUGUUCAUCUUGGCUUGGAGGCUUCUGUUGCCUUUUCCUCCAAGGAUCAGUUUAAAAGCUGUUCUAUCACCUUUUUCAUUUUAAGCACCCAUCAGCCUUAGAAAAUACCAUAUUUUCCCAUGUAUCAGACUGUUUUUUCCUUUAAAAAGCAUGCUAAGAAGUGGGGGUCGUCUUAUACAUGGGUAGUACAUAGGGUGGACGUUUGAUUGGUUGCUACCACGUCUGUCAGCAGCUAUUGCGCGUGUGAUUGGUUGCUGCGUCAAUGGGUGGUAUUGAUUGGCUGACACUGGGACAGAUGGGAGGCGGAUUUUGCGACGUGUGUGGGUGAGCGAUUUUCUGCAUCCCCCCUAAAGAAAAGCUCAACCCUGAGUAUUCCCUCCCCCAAAAAGUUUAACAACCCUGUGCCAUCUUCCCCCAUUUUCUUAAACCUGAGUUCCUAAAAAUAGGGGGCGUCUUAUACAUGGGGGCGUCUUAUAGCUGGAAAAGUACGGUACUUUGAUUCUGCGAAGGAUGCGCAUUAUUAGGAAGGCAUGCUUAAAAUCUGGGGCAGGUUUGUUGAUUUGUUCCCAUGGCUCUUGGCAACCCGGCUGGCUAGCAACCAGUCCAUUAAGUGUGUCUUGUGUAGUGAAUGGGCCUUGGAAGUGUGUAGACAUGCCCUUAAGGCAAAUUAAGGUCACUGAAUAAAUGCUUUGUGGUGUGUGGGUGUUUGUGUUCUGUGCACUCCUCAGGGCAACUUGCAACAAUUUUAAAUUACAAGGCCAUAGAACAUACUAAAACGCACACACACACUGUUCAAAGAAGCUUAAUCAGGUAUCAAAGAAUUUGAAUGUUUACUGUGUCUGGAUUCAGAAUACUGUAUAUUAAAGAGAAGGUUGGAAUUGUUGCUUUCUUUCGCACAUAAUGGUCAGCUUGUUAAAUUUAUAAAGCCAUCAUCGAAAGAAUAAAAUCACACUUUACUGAUGAUGGUUAUUUCAGUUUUCUCCCAUAUUUUCUUAAUAGUUUUAAAGUAAUUAAGUGUUUCUGGGUGCUCUUACUGUGAUCAGUAGCUUAAAACAACAAACGAUUUUUAAAAUGCAAGAACACUAAUUAAAAUGCAUUUGAUACUAUUUUCUCUGUAGACAAAUAAGAAAGAGCUAGCAUUCUGUUUUCAGUCACAUUCACAGCCAGGAAGUGUUUGGAAGCUUGCUUGCAUUUCUUGUAUAUCUUUAAGCCACUCAUCCAUAGUAGAACUUAAUGGUAAAUCAUCAUGCAGUGUAAUAUGCCACGUGCUGUUAUUCAUCUGAGUUUGCAUUUACCUAAUUUUAAGACCUGCCAAGGAACAGAUGAUUCUGUCCUGAUAUGUAAAACCAUAGAAUUCAAAGAAGGCGAACUCCCACCCCCAAUGACUGUAUAUCUGAGUUUCUGACACAGCCAGGCAGAGACAUUCCUUUCCACCCAGAACUGCAAUAGUACGGAAAAACCAACUCCCCAUUCCCCAGCUGGUUGGCAGAGGAGCAGGGGUGGGGUGCUCUGUAUCUGUGGGACGCGGAUGGCGUUGUGGUCUAAACCACUGAGCCUCUUGGGCUUGCCGAUCAGAAGGUUGGCGGUUCAAAUCCCUGCGACACAGUGAGCUCCCGUUGCUCUGACCCAGCUUCUGCCAACCUAGCAGUUCGAAAGCACACCAGUGCAAGUAGAUAAAUAGGUAUCACUGCGGUGGGAAGGUACACGGUGUUUCUGUGUCCUCUGGUUUCCGUUACAGUGUUCCGUUGCACCAGAAGCGGUUUAGUCAUGCUGGCCACAUGACCCGGAAAGCUGUCUGUGGACAAACGCCGGCUUCCUCAGCCUGAAAGCGAGAUGAGCGCCGCAACCCCAUAGUCGCCUUUGAUUAGACUUAGCCGUCCAGGGCUCCUUUACCAUUUUUUGCUCUGUGUCUUCACGUCUGUGCUCUGCACUCAAGUCUCUGCAUGCACAAGAGAGAAUGUGGGGUAGCUGCUCCCACUUCUGCUUUGGCCAUUCUCUGUCGCCACCAGGAGCUGGGUUCUUGGGAAGCUUUGGCCAACAGGGAACAUGGCUGUCAACCGGAGAAAGGAGUUGGCCACUCUUAACGAUAUGUAGAAUAUUUCCAUGUGAAACCACUAAACGAGAAAGCACCCAGGGAGCAAGACAAGUGAUUCACAAACAUCCAUUCCUCUCAAAGAACAAUUGUCCCCCCGCCCUCAGUGGCUGUUGACAGUCAAAAUUUCAAUACAGUACUGCCUAAAAAUAGGCACAGCCCAGAUGCGAAAGGACGUGGGUGGCGCUGUGGGUUAAACCACAGAGCCUAGGGCUUGCCGAUCAGAAGGUCGGCGGUUCGAAUCCCCGCGACGGGGUGAGCUCCCGUUGCUCGGUCCCUGGUCCUCCCAACCUAGCAGUUCGAAAGCAUGUCAAAGUGCAAGUAGAUAAAUAGGUACCGCUCCGGCGGGAAGGUAAAUGGCUUUUCUGUGCGCUGCUCUGGUUCGCCAGAAGCGGCUUAGUCAUGCUGGCCACAUGACCCGGAAGCUGUACGCCAGCUCCCUUGGCCAAUAGAGCGAGAUGAGCGCCGCAACCCCAGAGUCGGCCACGACUGGACCUAAUGGUCAGGGGUCCCUUUACCUUUGCCUUUACCAGAUGCAAAAAUGAGACCCAGGCCCAGCUCUCAGGUUUUGUAAACUGAAGAGGCAAUCUGCACAAGGGAGGUGCAGAGGAGAAAAAACACAGAGAAGAGAAAUGCCUUUGACAAUGCCAGAAUAAAUUAGGGAACUGUAAGCAGGCCUUUGUAUCUAUCUGACAUUCUUCCUUGACUACAAUGGUGUGAGUUCCUGAGGGGGGUGAAGGUGACUUUGGUCUUCUGGCCAGCAGCAGAAGCCGAAGCUGCUUCACACCUUGCACUUCUUGGAGCAGCUCGGGUUCUUUGUGGACAAGGAACCCGAUGUCUGGGGCCAGGCUGGCAUUUAUUUUACCUCAUGAGUUCUUCCUCCCAGGGGUCCUUGUUCUUCUGGGCCAGGAGCAGGGGACACCAGGCGGUAAGGAUUGAAUGCACCGCCGCCCCAUACUCUCUUCACCAGCUCUGCUUUACCCCUCAAGCAUUUCUGCCAGGUUGAAAUGCGUCCUUAAACUGCCACAAUGCCUCUUUCUUGCGUGAUGAGAGAGAUUUGUGUCAGUGCGUAUGGAAGCUAGCUUACUGUGCAGAGCUGAACAGUUACAUCCAUUGCGCUGCCUGCUCUUGCCUCUGUGCCACCACCCCUCCCCGGCAUGUUGACCCAUGGAAGGUUGCCCCUCUCUGACUUAUCAUUGAUUUGUAGAGUGGGAAGAGACCACAAGGCUCAUCUAGUCCAACCCACUGCAAUGCAGGAAUCUUUUACCCAACGUGGGACUCAAACCCACAAUGCUGAGGUCAAGGGUCUUCAUGGCGCCCCUUUCAAACAUGAUGUGUGCUCAGUGGGGCAUACGAUGCAGGAAAGUGGAAAAUUAAGGACCAUUUAGUUUGCUAGAGGAUUUCUAUGCAUAUGGUACUUCUGUAAAUAAAAUAACUUGUAACCUGGUGGUAUCUAGUCAUAUCUGAUGGCUUUUUUCUGGUGUGCCGCCGCCUGUGGGAAGCUUCACAGAAUAGUCUAGUAUGAUUGUUGUAUGUGAUGAUAAUACAGUGGUACCUUGGGUUACAUACGCUUCAGGUUACAGACUCCGCUAACCCAGAAAUAGUACCUCGGGUUAAGACCUUUGCUUCAGGAUGAGAACAGAAAUCACGUGGCGGCGGCGUAGCAGCAGCAGGAGGCCCCAUUAGCUAAAGUGGUACCUCAGGUUAAGAACAGUUUCAGGUUAAGUACAGACAUCCAGAACGAAUUAAGUUCUUAACCCGAGCUACCAAUGUAUACGUGUUGUACGUUAUUUCCUACUUGGAAACCUUCUGUGAAGUAAUUUGUAUGGGAAGGAGAAGUAUAUUAAGCACAUCCAGAUUUGGGCUACCUGAAGCUUGUUGCAGCUUGAAAUGCUGAAUGUUUUCCUGACUGUGACAAUUAACAUUCAGUACUUUGGGAGGGCUAAUUAUUUUGGGAUAUUUCAGCAUCCCAAAAGUCCAAUAAUCAUUUGAUAUAUACAGUAUGACUUGUUUUCUGGAAUACCUGCUCUUACCCUAAUGAAGCUCACCUCGUUAAUACUUGAAAUGAAUGUCUUCUGAAUUGAUUUAAAAAUAUUUUCAAGCAACACUAAUUAAUUCUUCUUCUUUUCCCACAGCUGUAUGGGGCAAUGUACUCAACAUGAGGUAACAACGACUGCUUCUUUUUCCCCUUUUGUAUGUCUGUGAGGAUGUGAAGUAGAAUUAUUCUUUCUGUCAGAACAACAACAACAAAAAGUAUCUUUUCCCCCAACCUUCCUUUCCUUCUUCCAUGGAAUGGAAGAUAACAGGAAACAUUCAGUUUCUCUGAUUAAAAAUGUUGUCGUCAGCCACAAAUUUUUGGCGUGAGAAGAAAAAAGUGGCAGUUGAAAAGGCCCAUCCACAAGUGUGGGACAAGGCCCUAUAACUAUUCUGCCCUCCCCCCCUUUACUGUCUCUUCCCCUUUCUCCUUCCUGGGGUGCAAACUCGGGAACAACAGUGAUAGAUUUGUCAUUAGUGAAGGCAUUGCAUGAGUCCUCCAGGAGCAUUUUUUAUGCUGGAGUUAAUAUAUGAGUGGCAUGCUGCUGUUUUUGAAAGGAGCAUGCCUCUUUGAGCAAUAUCUCAGUUGGGAUUAGCCAUGCAAAUGUCCUUCAGAAGAUUAUCAGAGUGGGGAAGAGAUUGUCACUGUUGUCUUUGCAAAAACUAUGGGCCUUGUCCAAUGUUAACCAUUCCAUUCACUCUAUAGACUUCUGCUUGUCUAAUGAAACUUCUUUCUCUUCUUCCUUUGCACCCUCAAAAAUCUGCUCCGGGGGAUUGUCUGGAGCAGAAUUUGUGGGCGUGCAGGAAGAGAAGGGGGAAUACAUCCUGUCUGUUUGCACAGUGUUAGAUACAACUCUAUAUCCUUGACUUCCUAUGCCCCAAUUCUUUUGUGUGUGCUUUGCAGUCAGUGUUCCAAAAGCUUUAUCAAUUAUUACGAGAUUGCAUUCAGCAGAACUGUGUUUCCGAAAAUAACUGUACGCUCCUUCCAAAGAAAGAAAGAAAAAGGCCACUCCUGCUUCCCGUUGUAAGUGGAGAGUCAGAUUGGAUUACUCCAUUGGUAAAAAUAAACAUUUACUGGUGCUAAUCCUGUGGCUGAAAGUGACCUGGGUUCUUUGCUGUAGAAAAUCCAUAUAACUGUGUGGGUUUCAUAGGCUCUGAUUGUGUUAUCAGCACUUGAUGCCCAUAAGAUUAAACAAGUUCGGCUGAGGAUGUGGUUUCACCCAGUGAACCUUUUCUACAAACGACUCUUAAGGUAACAAAACAGUUUUAACUCUGGAGUAGCUAACCUCUGUCCCUUCAGAAGUUGCUGGACUCUUGACUCCCAAUAUCCCCUGCCAGCACGGUCAGCAACUGGGGAUGAUGGGCGGUUGCAUACAACCACUGAGGGCCAGAGGUUAAUCACUCCUGGUUUAAUUCUCUUACUCCAGAACAAGGGCAUAUAUAGCCACAGGUUUCUGGUGUAUGAAAGGGCACAGGAUUGACUUGUAACUUUCAGGGGCUUCCCACACUUUUUAUAGAGCAUCAUAUCUGGGAUAGCGUUUAUGCAAAGGUGUGCAUGACCCAAGCUUCAGAUCACGCACGACAUUCUAUGUGCAGGAGCUGGGUCUGCACAAACUCAAGAGUUUUUCUUUGUGUGCAUCCUACAUGCUAUGCAGCUGUGUCAAUGUGUUUUCCCCAAACCUGGGUCUCCCAACUGUUGUUGGACUACAACUCCCAUCAUCCCUGGCUAGCAGGACUGGUGGUCAGGGAUGAUGGGAGUUAUAGUCCAACAACAACUUUGAGAAGUUUGAGGGAAAACUGACCUAUGUUGUGAAACAAUUCUUACAAACAUAGGAAUACUUGUGGAGGGUUUUCCCCCUUUGGUGAACCCCAUGUAGGGUUUCCCAACUAAGUUUUGUACUCUUUAGGUGUGGCAGAAGGAAUUGGAAGUUGUUGUUGGAUUCUACCUUGCAUCAUCCCUGACAAUUGGCUAUGCUAGCUAAGGCUGAUGGGAGUUGGAGUCCAACAACAUCUGGAGGUUCCCCAUCUCUACAGUAAGUCUGCAACUUACAGUGGUGCCUCGCAAGACGAAAUUAAUCCGUUCCGCGAGUCUCUUCGUCUUGCGGUUUUUUCGUCUUGCGAAGCACGGCUGUUAGCGGCUUAGCGGCUAUUAACGGCUUAGCGGCUUUAAGAAAAAGGAAACAAACUCGCAAGAACUCGCAAGACGUUUCGUCUUGCGAAGCAAGCCCAUAGGGAAAUUCGUCUUGCGGAACGACUCAAGAAACGGAAAACUCUUUCGUCUUGCGAGGCAUUCGCCUUGCGAGGCACCACUGUACACUCAUUUAACUUGUGCGCAUUCAGUUUUACAUGCUUGGCAUUGUUUUUUUAAACAAAAUUUAAAAGGCGGGCAAGCCUCUUGGGGAGGGGAAGACUUUGGCAACCCCACCCAAAAUUGCACCCAAUGACUAUGCCCAAUUUUGGCUUUAGGUGUGAUCCCCGUAAAGUCACCCCCAUGGAAAUUGAGGGCUUACUCUAUUCUAGCUGAACUUCUAUCGCUGGAUUUGGUGGAUCUUUGGCCAUUUUUAAAGUUUUCCUUAUGGUUUUCUUCCCAACAGGUCUAUCCAGGAUAAUAGUGAUCAGAAAGUAGAAAAUAAGAUUGAAGAGGUCAGUACGCUGGAUAAUCCAGUAUUAUAAUCCUUGCUUUCCCCACAGUCAGCAUUUUGCAGACUUUCACUGUUUUACUUUCGGUGUCAGCCUUCUUUCCUUUCAAUUCUGUCCCCUCGGUGGAGCUGCCACUUUUAUUUUUCUUCUCUUCAAAUGUUGCCAAAGCUCAUAGUCAUUCGGCUCCACGCCAGUGUGUUGCUUUGUAGAUAAUAAGAAGAAGAAGAAGAAGAAGAAGAAGAUGUCUUCCUUUAACAUUCAUACUUUGAGAUCCUACUUGUUAGCUGUAAAUAAUAAUAUAUAUAAAACAAUUUUCAUUUGCCCCCCCCCCCCAUAUCUUUGUGGGUGGUUGUAACACAUUCAUCAGUGUUCGUAAAAUAUAUAAAUGCAGUAAUAAUGCAACCAAAAUAAUGCAAGCUCCUUCUCUUUGCACACCAAAUGUCUGCUUCCGGUGUAUGUCAGGAUUGAAAUGGGUCAUGGGAGUAAAAUGCUGGUUUCCUGUUGGCAUUCUUUAUCUUGGUUUCAGUGCUGCUAAUAUGCAGCUAACUGCAGCACCCACCCCUCAAUUCUUUAUGGCUGUGUCAUCUUGUAAAGCUAAACUAAACCAUGACUUAAUGUAACAAUGGAAGAAUGGUUGUCAAAAUUAAUGGACUUAGCUGAGAUAGCAAAAUCGACAUGUUUAAUCAGGGGAAAGUCAGUGUUAACAUUUACUAAAGAUUGGUUUUAAAUUAUUGUACCCCACCUUACUUGUGCUGGUUUAUAAGGAUUUGAUUAUGACUAAAGAUUGGAAACCUCUCGUAGACUUUGGUGUGAAAAAAGGAAAUAAUGACGCUUGGAUUUGGGGAUUGAAGAUAAAGUUUGUUCAUAGAAAGUGGUUUCGUUGGGUGUUAUAUUGGAGUGGAUGAAGUGAAUAUUGUUUAUAUAUAGCAGAUGAAGAAUCGGAAGUUCUUUAGUUUCCAAACUUUAUCUUUUCUAUCUCUUUCUUAUUAGCUUCCUUUUUCCCCUUUUUCUGUAUGUCUUUAUCUUAUUUUGACUAAUGUUGAAUAAAAAAGAUAUUUGAUAGUAAGUUUUGUAUUUUUUCUAUGAACAUUUUUAUUUUAAAUAACAAACUGUGGCUUAAUGUGAAAGUGCUGGUUCCCAAGGAGGAGAUAGCAUCUACCGGUACUUUGUUUUUCCCUUGUGCCUUAGCUCAGUGUGGCAACUAAGCCAGAGUUUGGCGUAGGGUGUUGUCUGAACCCAGGAUCACAGCCAAAGCUCUCUCUCCUCUUUUAACUAUGAUCUGUAGUUUAAAAACAAAUCUUGAUUUGUUGUUCUUGCGGGGAAAUAUAUUGAUGCAAGGAAACCACACUGGGUGUUAACUGUCACUUUUGCCUUUAGGUUGUCGCGCCUUUAAGAGAGAAGAUCCGAGAACUGGAGAAAAGGUACCUUCUAAAAGCCACGGCGACUGAAAUGGCUUCAGAUAGAUGUUACAUAGGGCAUUGGGGACGCAGUGAAACCUUGCUUGACCCCACAGCACAGCAGCAGUGGAGCAGACCAUAGCUCGCUUAAUGCAACUCUUUGGAAAUGGUUUUGCAGGUAGUGACAGAUCAAAGAGAAUUAACUAGGGCACACUCCCCUGUGUGUCUCUCAGUGCUGGAGCAACCAAAGCUGUGUCGGUGCUGAAACCAGGUUGAAAUGAAUGAAUGCAAAUUUUCUUGAUCUAAGUGUGACUACGGUUCUUAUGGCUACAACCUUCUCGAGUACCUUUCCCGAAUAAAGGAUAUGUUAAUGACUGGGAGGUAGCUGCUUAAAUCCUCAACAGUCUAGGGAGUUUUAAAUUACUAUUUUUUAAAGUCAUCGUGACCUAAUUAGAUAUUUAGAACUGUCACCACCUUCUCUCCCCCACUCCCUUUCAUUGCAUGUUUAUAUUUAAAAGUAGCCUAAAAUAGAAUGUACUGUUGCAGACUGAUGGUACAUCUGGCAUCCAACACUGUGUACCAGUGAAGCAUUUUGUAUUCCUGUUUUCAUCCAGGAAGAUAAGUGAGAGAAGCUGCAGAUCAGUUCACAGUGUGAACAAAGAACUCGUGCUUUAUGCCAUGGCAUUCGAUAUUAGUAACUUCUAAGGAGGCUAUAAUGUUUGAUCACCUAAGUCUAAUGUUGGAUACAACUCAGUACAGUAGCACCUCGGGUUACAUUACCCUUGGGUAACAUAAACUUCAGGUUGCAAAAGCGGCAAACCCGGAAAUGUUUCGCCGUGCGCACAUGCGCAGAAGCGGUCUACUGCUUCUCCUCAGCUUGCGAAAACCUUGGGAUCUGGCCGGACCUCUGGAAUGGAUCCCGUUUGCAACCGGAGGUACCACUGUACUAAUUUAUUAAUUCAUAUGUAUUGGCUUCCAGGAGUUAAUGGUUUGUGAUUCUCUUAUGUAAUGUUUACUGGGCAUCGUAGGAUAAACACAUGUGCCAGUGAUAAGUCUUCCAGCUUCAAUAAGGUUUAAAAUUUCUCAUUCUUCCAUUUUGAAAUGUUUCAUAGUUUUACUCAGAAGUACCCGCCAGUGAAGUUCCUAUCUGAAAAGGAUCGUAAAAGAAUUUUGGUAAGUUGGCAACUUGCUUAGAACUAAUCAGUGACCUAAAUUUCUACAUAGGUUUAAUGAGAAGAAACAACAAGAUGGCCAGUCUCUUUGUGGCAUGGCACACAUUGAAAAGAAAAUUCAGGGUACUUGUGUUAGCUUUUUAGCUCUUCCUAAUUUAAUUUUAAAUUUUGGACAUAGUCCUAAGGAUGGCAUCAUUAAGAAGCAAUAAUCAAUAUUUGAGUACCCAAUUCUGGACUGAGCACCCAGACACUGUGGUAUUGUUGAAGCUAAGUGGGCAUGGAUUGUGUGCUAAGAGAAGCCAAAGGAAACCUCAAAUGGGAGGAAAAAAAUAAAAGAUCACAAAUGGUUCCUGUGAAGGAGAAAGUUUGUUAGAAAGAACAUAGUUUUCUGUAUUAAAAAGCAAAAUACAGGCAACAGACUUGUAACUCAGAAUUUGAGGGAGCGAUGCUUUUACUGGCAUAAUUUUUCAAAAGAUGUUCUUCAUGCUGGUCCUUGCUUUGACUUAUUUCAGCAUCCUUCUUUUCCAGUGUGUUUUUUUUCCAUUUAAUAACAAUAUUUAUAUGCUGCCCCAUAGUGGAAAGUUUGGGUGGCUAACAGUAAAUGUAAAACAAAACCAUAAAAUAAAAGAUUAUAAUGAAGACAGGAGCAGAGGCUAAAAGCAAUGAGCUCUCAGAAGCACCAGAAAAUAGAAACUCUGAACAUCUCCAGUAAUUUCAGAUUUUUGGAAUGUUGAGAUUAGAACAUUAAAACACCUGAAGAAGUAUAAAGGCCUUCAACUGGUGCUCAAAGGAGUGCUAAGUAGGCACCAGGCAAGCCCCCUUGGGGAUGACAUUUUUUAAUGAGGUGCCACCACUGUAAAGGCCCUCUUCCCUCCACAGUAACCGUAGUGAAUAGAAAUUCAGCAGUGGGGCACCCUGGAAAAGCUGGUAGCCGUUUGAAAAUGCACAAAUGCAAACAUACUCUCGAGGUAUAUUGAAUUAGUUGCCAAAGUUUGUGGUGACAGCUUGGAUGGUUUCUAAAAGGCUUAGACAAAUCUGUGAGCGCUGUUAGCUGUGACAUCAGAAGCAGAGUAGCUGUGGUUGCUAAGUGCUGGAGACAACCUACUUCAGCCGUCCAGCCGUCUAGUUCAGGCUGUAAUUGCAAGGCAAAAUUGCCUGUGUGAAAGGGACUUCAUUUCAGAAGCAAUUUGAAUCCUCUCCGUAGUACAGUUCUACCUUGGAAGUCUAACGCCUUGCCAGUCGAAGGUUUUGGCUCCUGAACUCCACAAACCCGGAAGUGACUGUUCCAGUUUGCGAACUAUUUUUGGAAGCUGAACAUCCGACAGGACUUCCGAUUGACUGCAGGAGCUUACUGUACAUGCCUGUCUGCAUGUACAUAGUAUUUAUGCACACCACCUGCACACUUAGAAAUAGCCACAUGUGCAUAUAUCACGGGGCAAACUGCUACCGCAUGAUGAAAUUAUUUUCUACAUAUAAUCAUAUAAUGAUGCUGCUGCUGCUGAUGUAGUUUUCAUUAAAGGUGAAAGUGAGCAACUGAUAUCGGUAGAAUUGCUCAGUGUCAAACAUCUAGAAAGCCGUUUGAAAUGUGAGCCAAAUGAACAGCUGACACCAGUAGAAGAACGUUGGCUGCCUUGAAUCUCUAAAUCGGGGUUUCCCAAACUUGCGUCUCCAGCUGUUUUUGGACUACAACUCCCAUCAUCCCUAGCUAGCAGGACCAGUGGUCAAGGAUGAUGGGAACUGUAGUCCAGAAACAGCUGGAGACCCAAGUUUGGGGAACCCUCCACUAAAUAAUGUGUAGGAGCUGCAGACUGUAAAUGCAGACCUGAAAUAUUCCUGGUAAUUAAAUGACAUGGAAACUAAUUGACUCUUAGCUAAGAGCAAUGUGUUGGUCAUGAACUUUCCGUUAAAGCUGUGAAUCAGAAAUUCUGUUGAUGUUACUGUGAGCACAGCAUUGGACUCUGAUUAAAGAUUUGGUGGCCCUUCGUCCUUUUGAUAAGCACCCUGUUGUUUGAUAGAACUGGAGCUUUGUAGUUUUGGUGGAGUAAACCUAAUAUGUAGCAACCCAGGAUUUUUGUGAGGCUUUAAGAACGCUUUGACACCCUGAUUCUAAACCCAUUUACUUACAAGAAGACCCAUUGAUGUCACCUCUCCCGAAUGUGCUUGUGUUCAGCCCUUAAAUGCAGUCUGGGGAGAAGUGCAGGACUGUAAAAACUGUGUGACAUUGCUCAAGCUAAGAGGGUCUGAUCUUAAGCAGUGAGUGUUUGAUGUGAGACAGCCGGGGAGCCCAUAUGUACUGUAUGCAAAACUGAAGAAGAGAACGGUAACCCCCAGAAGGUUAUUUUUAUCAGGAUGAAGAUGCAUAUCACACAGUUGCCUAGAUUUCCUGAAUGACUGUGCUAACCUUUCACAGGUUGUGUCAGUCAGAAUGAGUAGCUUGUGCAGUAUGUGUUCAUCAGGAAUGGUUUUUCAGGAGGCGCGGGGAAGCAGAAAAUGGGAUUCGGACGAAAUCAGGAGCCCUUCUACUCAUACAAGCAAGCACUUGGGUUGCAAUCCAGUUGCUGUGGUGUUGCACAAGAAAGACACUUUCUUUUCAUGAAGGUCACGUCUAUGGAUGGGAAGAACCACAUUGUCAAGUAAUUCAGUCAGUAUAGGCAGUUCUGUGACUACUAUUUGUAGCCUCUGGUCUGGUAUUGAGUGCAAAUCUCUUGGGUUCUGAUUAACUAGCUGUUGGGUCCAUGACUGGCCUCUGUGAAGAAGCAUUGCGUUCCUCCAGGCUGAUCCAGCAAACUUUCACUCUGAUCCAGCAAAGCUGCUCUUAAUUUACUGGGAAGGGUGUGGUGCAGGCUUCCUUAACCUCGGCCCUCCAGAUGUUUUUGGCCUACAACUCCCAUGAUCCCUAGCUAGCAGGACCAGUGGUCAGGGAUGAUGGGAAUUGUAGUCUCAAAACAUCUGGAAGACAAGUUGAGGAAGCGUGGUGUAGUGGUUGCCUCAGAACACUUCUAGAAUGGUUGGGCUUACUGAUUUGGCUUUGAGUGCGAAUUCAUGAAUGAUCCUAGUGAUGAGGUCAAUGGGAGGCAGUUUCUUCCUUGAACACCACCCCAGCAAUGCAUGUGUAAAGGAACAUUUGUUUAGUUGUGUCUGACUCUUCAUGACCCCAUGGACCAGAGCACGCCAGGCAUUCCUGUCUUCCACUGCCUCCCGCAGUUUGGUCAAACUCAUUUUAGAACAGGUGGGACCAACGCCAUAAUAGGUUGCUCGGACACUUUAGGGUAUUGCUUCCUUUAUGGCUGCAAUAAUUUGCAAAGUGAUACAUGGAUUGAAGUAUAACCCAUUCAAUAUUGUGAAUGUAAAAUCCAACCUUCUGAAAUGUUGGUGAGCUUAAAAGUGGGUGAAAGAUUUCUCAGUCUUUAUUAGAUGGCUGGAGAUGUAUAGAGUCUCUUGCACACAACUCUCUUACUGAUAACAUUGUUGUCAGACAUUUGAAUCAAAUAAGGGGAAAGUUAGAUUUUAAAUUGUUUGGCCUGUGAGGCAAGUUAAAAAAAAAAGUUCUUGGUGUGUGUUUAAAAAAUAUAUGAAUUCAGCAAAUUUAAUUCCCCCAUUAUGAAGUAAGAAUCACUUUUGUGAAUAUAUUAAUUAACAAGUAAAUAGCCAAGUUAGUGCAUCGUUCGGUAGCUGUAAGAGUCUUCCACUGUUAAUUGUUCAAAGCAUUAGUAAUCACUUGUAAUCUCACAGCUGCUAUUUGGAUUGCCUUAGCGGAGUACCGAAAUUGGCUGUUAUGUAAUUGACCCUUACGAAGUUGCCACAUCAGACUGAAGCUCAUUUGUUUUCUUCAGUGGUUCAAUAGUGCUCGGUUAUUUUCUAUGCCCUUUGGAAUGUUGUGUGAAAUGAGCGAACUUUUAAGUGGCACCAGCUAUGGACCGAGUGACCUAUAGUUCAGGCUCACUGUCUGUGCACUAAGUUGAUGAGAGACACUUGCAGGAAAGAUUGCAGCACAGGGAAAAUAAGCAUUUGCUUAAAAAAUGCAUUCCUUUCUUCUGGAUGCAUUAUGUUUCUCAAGGUCCUAACCCGCAUUGUGAAAAUGAGGGUGUAGCAACGUUAAACUUAUUGUGCUCUACUUUGGCAUCUUCCAUAGAUUUGCCCAAAUCGUGCUUCAGUCUGGUGAUAACUGUGUCUGUGAAAACCUCCCUACCGCUAUGGAAAACACUCCCAUGCAUGGAAAGCUAGGCUGUCAGAAAGAUGUCCAGAUCAACACUUUUCUCCCUUGAUAUAUCUCCCCAGAUAUAUGAAAGUUUUCCAGAUGCAGAGAGGAGAUGUGGUUGUUGUUGUUGUUUUAAAAAACAAAACCAUGGGAGUAAGUCAAAUUGGCAAUCCCAUCAUCGCAACCACCUGCAGUCAGACUUCCAUUGCUAUUUCUGGACAUCUGCACCUGCCCUCUGAGUUAAUCCACACCAGGAGUAGCCAGCCUGGUGCCUUGCAGAUGUAGAUGAACUGCAGCUCCCAUCAUCCCUAUCCAAUGACUUUGCUGACUGCGACUGAUGAGAAUUGUAGUUCAUCUGGAGGGAAACCACGUCGACUAUACCUGGCCCAGACAGAUCUGAUUUAAGUAGAAUGGGAUGCAAACCACACUGCACUGCAGGAAUGCUUGCUGUUUUCUCACCCAUUAUUGGAGGGAAGGGAUUGUGAAAAGAAGCAAGCAUUUUGCAUGAUGGUCCUUGGUGAAAAUCCUGUGUGGAUCUUCCCUAGUUUUCCUUAUUUCCAUUUAUUCUGGUGAAUUUAGGGUGGCGUGGGAUAAACCUCUGUUCCUUGAGUUUGGAACAUGCUGUUUUACCUACCUAACAGGAGGCAUCAUCCUUAACUUUUGACCUCCCAGGAACAACUUCUCACAAAUUCUGUAGUUGCAUGAAGCGAGGAGUGAGAUGUAUCUUUACUACUCUGAAGCUGAAUUUAAAACAAAAACAAAAUGGAGUUAUUUUUUCCCUCCCCUGCCCCUAUCAAGAUGUAAAAAAAACAAAAACUCUGAAAGCUGCUGUUGAUUUCUAUUCAUGUUUGUGGACUUUUUGUCUGGUGUUUUCCUUUUAAAAGAGAAGAAACAUUUAUAUGCAAACUGUCCUAAUGCAGAUAACUGGAGGAGCAGGGUUUGUGGGUUCUCAUCUUACUGACAAACUAAUGAUGGAUGGCCAUGAAGUUACAGUUGUGGACAACUUCUUUACGGGCAGGAAAAGAAACGUGGAACACUGGAUUGGCCACGAGAACUUUGAACUGAUUAAUCAUGAUGUCGUAGAGCCCCUCUACAUUGAAGGUGAGUCCCCCCGAGAGGACACAAGAUGGGCUGCUUCAUGCAUGAACAUUAGGGACCUGUUUCUGUCGUCUCGUAAAUGGCCACCUCUGUGUGGCUGGCAAAUUCUGCUGUUUUCCUUAAGUCCACAUGCAGUUGCUUCUGGGAGCAUGUAAAGUACCACUGUCCUCACGGGAAUUGGGCAGCUGAAGAUACCAUACCCACAAAGUUAGCCAAGAGGGGAGGACCAUGGGCGAUGUCACAGUGUUGUACCACACAAAGUUUGCCUGUGAGCACAAGGGCUUCUGCUUCUGCCACAGAACUCAGGGGACCCCUUUCCCUUCCCCAUGGGCCUCCCGUAGCCCCCCACCCCACCUCACCCUCAGUCUGACGGGAGAUUGUGAGGAAUCCCCACAUUAGAUUUGGACAACAUGGGGAGGGGAAGUUCUGUUGCACAAAUGAGAUUCCUUGCACAACCGGAACAACUUAGUUUGAGAUACCCUGUGAUACCAGGGGCACGUUGAGGCUAGACAUCUUACUUUUUUUGAAUCUGAUUAAUUUCAGGCACUUUCUAAGUUUAAUCCAAUUUAAAAUUGGGUGGGAACAGCGGGGAAGGGCUAUUUCCCAACCACCACCACACCCCAAAAUUCAUUCACCUGCAUCUUGACAUCACAAGUACAUAAUACUGUGCUUCCUCAGUGAAUUCAUUGAAGUCACACUGGAAUAAAAUUGCUUGUGGAUGUACUUGAGUUCUCGAAUCUGCUCAUUACAAAGCAAGUGGCCGUAGGAAACAUGAGAACUGGUUCCGAUUCUGUAACAUCCUCAUGGUCAAGCAAUUACAGAGGUUGAGCUGUUUAGUUCUCUGCUGCCUUCCCUUCCCUUUUAACUCUUCACCCAUGCUGUUUUCACACUGUGACAAUAUGGGUGAAAUUAAAAAACAACAACAAACGGUGCCUAUAAUACUAAACUGCACCAUUACUUGGUGUGAAUGACUUAAUCUGUGGGCUCCUGGUGAAAAGAUCACAACUGCUUACCUCCUCCUCUAGACCUGUUGCUGUGAGCUAAGCCAUGGUUUGACUUAGUGUUAUGUCUGACCCCAUACUUGUGCCCCAAGCAGACCAUGAGUAGUAACCCAGAUUAUGAAUUUUUUCAACUAAGAAAGGAGCCUCGGUUCUGACAUAACACUAAGCCAAAACAUGGCUUCGUUCACAGCUGUGCAGUAACUAACAUCAGGAGUGGAAGAGAGAAGCAAAACGCACCCAAUCUUUUCACUGGAAAGCCCACACAUUUGAUUGGUCAUGCUAUAAACUAUGGUUUGGCUCAGUGGUACAUACAAACCAGCAUGUGAGCAUUGAAAUUAUGCUAUAUAUGUUGCCUUUUGAGGUUACACAUGCCACAUAUGUAAUUGUCGAUAUUGUCGAGCGAAAAAUACAUGAGAUAAGUGCUUUUUAGAAGCUGGAGUUAUUUCAUUAAGAAAGACUGCAGAACUUCAUGAAUCUUUAUCUAAAUGUACAGGAGGCACACACUGUCUUGAGAAGCGGGGGGAAACAUUUGCCAUGUUUGCAAGACUAUAAUAUAAACGGGGGUUAAUAAGAUUCUCCACCUAUCCCAGACUCCAGUUUAAUUAGAUCCCCUAACGACUUUGUUUCUGGAUCAUGGGGGUGUAGCUGUGCAGUUGGAAUUUGCUAAUGGUCUACAACACCUCCCUCGUACAGUCAAAUGCUUUUGGUUAAAUAAUACCGGUGGGACGCUAUUAAACUGGCAGCCUGUUUUUAGCACGCAAUUUCAGCCUUGGCUGGGUAUGAAUUAUAUAGUUUCUUUUUGUUGAGUAUAAUGAAAGGCAAUUCCGGUGUGACUCUCUCUCAACAAGAAGAUACUUCACAGUUCAAAGUGCUUGCUGUGUGUCUUUGACAAGGAAAAAAAUUCCACAGAAUGCGGAAAUCACAUAAGCCUGUUUAAAUGGCACCCUUAGAACUGACUAGCCAAACUCUAUAAACAAAGAUUUCUCUGUAAAAUUGUUUUGAAAGUCAGCUUUCAUCCCAAAAUGUUAAAAAGAAACCAGCGAUAACCCAUAAGGAUUAAGUUAGUACUAGAAAAGUUUUUCAGUAAUUUUUGCAUCGCUUCAGUAUAAUUGGAUGAGAAUUUGUCUAGGGAAACAAUUCAAACCUAAAUCGUUUGUAUGUGAAAUGGGAUUUGGAAUAAAUAUUUAAUUGGUUGUACGUUCCAAAUGGAGUGGUGUUUUUCUCCUCUUAAACUAAGAAAAUGAUAUUAUAAGUUUAUAUUCUCAUCCCAUUUAUACCCAUCUUCCUAGUUCCGCACCCAUAGGAACAUGCUCAUUGCAUGCUUCACCUCUUUAACAUAUUCUUUGCUGAGUUUGAGAUUUGAGUAACGUGAUGAAGGACAGUGGGACAAGCCUGCAAGUUGUAGGUCUCUGGGCUCUUCCAGAUGACAAGAGAGAUGUAUCAUACAGUAGUUUCUGGUUCUCUUAUAGAGAAGAGCCAAAGAACAUCCUCCUUUUGCCCUUUUAACGCAGCCUUCCGGCUAUGCUUUUGUCUUGCCUCGCUUGUGAGUAGACCCUUGCAAGCAGGCUCUUGCUCAUGAGAGUCAGAAGAAGUGAUUGUCUCCAAAUCUGGGCUGCUAUUCACUCUUGGACUCUUGCCUUCCAUUUUCUUCUGUCAGUUCAAUUCUCUCAUUGGCUCUGUUCCCACAUCCAAGAGAUCUGGCAUGGUGGAAGUGUCCCUGAAUACCUACAACUCCUUCCCCCUUUUUUAAUCUCCCAACUAAGUUGGUGUAAAAUAAACACUCUUCUCUUUUUUUGUCAUUGUUUCACAGUGGACCAAAUUUACCACCUGGCCUCUCCAGCUUCCCCUCCAAAUUACAUGUAUAAUCCCAUCAAGACGCUAAAGACCAACACCAUAGGGACGCUGAACAUGUUGGGUGAGUCAGUGAAUGGAUUAUGUGAAAUAAGCAGCUUGACGUUCAUUGAGAUGGUACGGUGCAUCGCUACUGACUUUUACUGGAGAAAAGCGCAGCAUCCUGAUUCCAGAUGUUUGCACCUGUAUGUCUGUUUGUAAAUGACUUAAAUAUUCUUUAGAAACACCAGCAGGGCAUUCCUUUUUGUUUCAAGUUGGUAUCCCUACUUGAAGCUAAGUACUUGCAUGCCAUAACAGCAAGCCUUAGGGCAGGGGUGAGGAACCUGUGACCUUCUGGAGUUUGUUGGGCUCCAGUUCCCAUCUACCUUAGCCAACAUGGCCAGGGAUAAUAGGAUUUGUAGUCCAGCCAUCAUGGCCAAUGGCCAGAGAUAAUGGGAUUUGUAGUCCAGCAGCAUCUGGAUCGACACAGUUUCCUUAUCCCUAAUUUUAAGGGAAGUCAAACAGUAUAUUUUUGCCAUCCUUCAGUCCCAGGGUAGCCACUUUCAUGAACAAGUGUGAUGGGGUGAACCAGGGAUAUGCCCAGUGAUGCAGACUGAUGUCAUUACAAAGAAGAUAUUCUUGGCACUUGAGGAUAGUGCAGGAUAUUUGCCACAAAUAACUUCCUAUACCAUCUCAAGUCACUUUUCAUGCCAUUCAGCGAGUUCUAAGGGCUGGCCAAAGAUGUAUUCUCUUGACUUCCUUUUGCAGAAAUUUGGGGUUCUUGGUAGUAUCCUUACCUUAUUAUAUAGACGCGGACAGGCCAUUAACUGUUUUGGAUGCUUGUAGUCUUAUACCAAGUAGCAGGGAAUUUCUUGAAGCAUUCAGAAAAUCCUUAACUAUGCUUUCAUGCCUGUUGUGCUAGACUUCCAAAUGGGCAGGAUGAGAGUAAGCAUUUUUGGGUAUUUCAUUUUGCAUUUCUGUCCCAUCUUUUGUUCCAAGGAGCUCAAGGUGUGGCAUAUAUAAUAAUAAUAAUAAUAAUAAUAAUAAUAAUAAUAAUAAUAAUAAAUUUUAUUUAUAUCCCGCCCUCCGCAGCCAAAGCCAGGCUCAGGGCGGCUAACAACACUAAAAUAGUGCAACAUUAUAAAAACAUUAUAAAAAUUAAUUAAAAUCAAAAUUGAUGGCAACCAUAAACUAAAGUUUUGUAAAGAUUGCCAAAGGAGGGACCCUGACCAAAGGCCUGGUGGAACAGCUCUGUCUUGCAGGCCCUGCGGAAAGAUGUCAAGUCCUGCAGGGCCCUUGUCUCUUUGUGACAGAGCGUUCCACCAGGUUGGAGCCGCAGCCAAAAAAGCCCUGGCUCUAGUUGAGGCCAGCCUAACCUCUCUGUGGCCUGGGACCUUCAAGAUGUUUUUAUUUGAAGACAGUAAGUUCCUCUGUGGGGCAUACCAGGAGAGUCCCGUAGGUACGAGGGUCCUAGGCCAUAUAGGGCUUUGAAGGUUAAAACCAGCACCUUAAACCUGAUCCUGUACUCCACCGGGAGCCAGUGCAGCUGGUAUAGCACCGGAUGAAUGUGAUCUCGCAGCGAAGACCCCAUAAGGAGUCUCGCUGUGGCAUUCUGCACCCGCUGGAGUUUCUGGGUCAGUCUCAAGGGCAGCCCCACGUAGAGCGAGUUACAAUAAUCCAGUCUGGAGGUGACCGUCGCGUGGAUCACAGUGGCUAGGUCAGGGCGAGAGAGGUAAGGAGCCAACUGCUUAGCUUGGCGGAGAUGAAAAAAUGCCGCCUUUGUUAUAGCUGCAAUCUGCGCCUCCAUGGAGAGGGAGGUAUCGAAGAUUACACCCAAACUCUUAACGGACGGUGCUGGCACUAAUUGCACCCCGCAAGAGAUGGGAGUUGCCCCCUAAAUCCCAUAUCGUCCCGUCCCAGCCAGAGGACCUCUGUCUUCGAAGGAUUUAACUUCAACCGGCUCCCACGUAACCAUCCAGCCACAGCUUCCAAGCAUCUGAUCAGUGUGUCUGGGGCCGAGUCAGGAUGGCCAUCCAUCAACAGAUAGAGUUGGGUGUCAUCAGCAUACUGAUGGCAGCCCAGCCCAAAACUCUGGACAAGCUGGGCGAGGGGGCACAUAAAGAUGUUAAAAGCAUCGGGGAGAGUAUCGCACCCUGGGGCACUCCACACACCAAGGAGUGGCGGGAUGACAAUUCCCCCCCAAGCGCCACCCUCUGUCCCCGACCAGAGAGAAACGAGCGCAGCCAUUGAAGGACUGUGCCCUGGAUCCCCACGUCGGCAAGGCGGUGGUCCAGGAGUUCGUGAUCGACCAUGUCGAAGGCUGCUGACAGGUCUAGAAGAAUCAGCAGCCCCGACCCGCCUCGAUCCAGCUGCCUGCGGAGAUCAUCUGUUAGGGCGACCAGAGCCGUCUCACUCCCAUGACUAGCGCGGAAGCCGGACUGGAAUGGAUCCAGAGCCGAUGGCUCUCCCAUUCCCCAUUAAUCCCCGCAACAACCCUGUGAAGUAGUUUAGGUUGACAGAGGCAGGGUCUAAUCCCCAAAAGCCACAUGUGAAGUCCCUCUUAGCAAAAACAACAAAGAUGGCACCCAUUGAGACGAACUCUUGCUAAAGCUUGUGCUGCAAUAAUGAACCUCUUUAUGAUGCCACAAGGCUCUCCACAUCAGUUCUGCAAAAUUACAGGAGGUCUGCACUGCUGGAGUAAUGCAGAGCCACUUUAAAGUAUAGUUCUUAAGGGUGUUUUUUUGGGUGAGAAGUUAAAUUUCGGUCUGAAAGCUUUUACAACAAAGCCUGCUACUGAAUGGAAUGUGGAACUCCUGGUUGCUUCGCCCCCUUUGGUCAAAAUUAAAUUAAGAUAAGCGUGAGUUCGUUCAUUUUCACUAAAGUUCACCCUCUUUUUUUGUUUUUCUUUUAAGGGUUAGCAAAACGUGUUGGAGCUCGGCUUCUUCUUGCAUCUACCUCUGAAGUAUAUGGAGGUAAGAAGUGGACGUGGCAGUGGCUGAUUUGGGAGCUAGUCUUUUACUGAAGGGAGGAGGCCUCCAAGCAUAGUUUUAAGCAAGGCAGGGAGUGCUGGCAAGGGUUUUUCUCCAUCUGCUACGUUUUCCUUCACAUUUGACCCCCUGCCCUGUAGUCAAUGGAUCUUACUAUGCUUUUGAUGAAGAUAUUAUUUUAAAAUGUUCCUUUUUGCUCACCUACACAAACAAAAAGCUUGAUCUUCAUUUUAAAAUCUAGGGGGCAUUAAUUUCCAUGGAUAACUGGGCUUGAUAGUGUGACUUUUACCUCAGUACUCCAGGAUCAAUCCCUCCUCUACCUUUUCAAUAUACUACUAUCCUUUUCAUUCUUUGGUCCCUAUAAUACUUUUACUGCAUUCAACGAAUAGAACACCAGUGCAUGGCGUAAUAUGGCUUAGUUGACGCUGCCCCAUAAAGCCUUGAUUUGGGAGUUUCCGAUGUGUUUCCUUAAGUCAUCACUGAAGUAUGUUUAGAUGCCACCUGCUUGGGGACUAUUGCAUUUGCCUUAGUUUUUUCCUGUUGUGAAGGUCCUGCAAAUUAAGCAGAAUGUUCAACUUGCGUAAUAUGUGAUUAUUGUACCACUGUGCUAAUGGGACAUCUGUAGGGUAUGUGUCUUCCUGUGAGUUACUCUGGCCUAGCAGUAAGCAAACCUCUGGUCAUUUUUAGCAAGUCCCACCCACCUGUCCUACAUCUGAUGUCAUAUAUGACAUCACGUGUGGGGCAAGGAAUGAUUGGGGGGCAAAAGGGCGGUUUGCGGGCACAUUCAUAGCCCCAUGCUUUUUGCAAGCUGAUCUUUGGUGCUUGGGUGGGAAUCAUGCUGAAUUCAUUUUCCUACCCCAGUUUAGCCUUUCUCUAGCCAUAAGUCCUUGGGAAAGCAUUUUAGAAGCUGAGUGUGUUUCCGUUAAAUCUUUUCAGACCGAAUAAAAAUGGCCAGCUAGUUCUGAAUAACUUCUUAUGUGACAGACUAUAGGAAGCAUUGACGUUACUCUGAAUGGGCUUCAUUUGCCCCUCGUGGAGCUGGUGAAUGCCCAACCUUUGCUCUGUAGUGUCUUCACGUUGCAUCCCAUAUGUGGUCCUUGAUUAGCUGGGAUCACUCAGGGAGAAAUGAAAUGGGGGAAAUGGCAUCAGAGCAACAGCAGUGGACCGAACAGUAUCUGAAAAUAGCCCCAGCAGUAGGAACAAGGCUUUAUAGAGGUGGAGAGUGUCACUUCCUUGAAAUUGAUAUUGUGGCAAAAAGAACCCUAAGACUCAACCCUCGUACCCACUACUCUGUAGAGCAUGGGUAGGCAAACUAAGGCCCAGGGGCCGGAUCUGGCCCAAUUGCCUUCUAAAUCCAGCCCUUGGACGGUCAGGGAAUCAGCGUGUUUUUACAUGAGUAGAAUGUGUCCUUUUAUUUAAAAUGCAUCUCUGGGUUAUUUGUGGGGCAUAGGAAUCCGUUCAUUUUUCCCUCUUUAAAAUAUAGUCCGGCUCCCCACAGGGUCUGAGGGACAGUGGACCGGCCCCCUGCUGAAAAGGUGUGCUGACCGCUGCUGUAGAGAGUACCUUAAUAGUAACCCUUUCUGUGCUGCUGAAUAGUGAAACUCAUUAUCGCUCUCUCCCUCUCUCUUUCUCCCUCCCCCACUCUCAAGAUCCUGAAGUUCACCCACAAAACGAAGAUUACUGGGGUCACGUGAAUCCCAUAGGACCUAGAGCAUGUUACGACGAAGGAAAGAGGGUUGCCGAAACAAUGUGCUAUGCCUAUAUGAAGCAGGUAAUGAUUGUGAUAUUUGGCCGGCAGAAUCAAAAACGUUCGGAACCUGAGAGCUGCAACACACGAUAUAGAAAUACAAGAUCACUUAGGUGGUGUGAGUGAAUGAUUCUGGUGAAAAUCCAACAUUCUCUAGCAUGAAAGGAUGCUGUACAAUUGGUAUAGACUGCCUCCUAUUCCUGGUAGUGCUUGGGUUCCAAACAUGGUUUGCUUACAGGCCAAACUCUGCAAUAUUAGUUUUGUUGGUUUGCUUGAACUGUUUCAUGCACCUGACAGUCUAGUACAUGGGUAGGCAAACUAAGGCCCAGGGGAUGGAUUCGGUCCAAUCGCCUUCUAAAUCCGGUCCGAGGACGGUCUGGGAAUCAGUGUGUUUUUACAUGAGUAGAAUGUGUGCUUUUAUUUAAAAUGCAUCUCUGGGUUAUUUGUGGGUCAUAGGAAUUUGUUCAUUUUUUUAAAUACAGUGGUGCCUCGCAAGACGAAAAGAAUCCGUUCCACGAGUCUCUUCGUCUUGCGGGUUUUUUCGUCUUGCGAAGCAAGCCCAUUAGCAGUUUAGCGGAUUAGUGCUACAGUAUUAGCGGCUUAGCAGGCUUAGUGGAUCAGCUGAUAAGCGGUUUAACGAUAAGCUGAUAAGCGGCUUAAGGAUCAGCUGAUAAGCGGCUUAACGAUAAGCUGAUAAGCGGCUUAACGAUCAGCUGAUAAGCGGCUUAGCAUCAGCUGUUAAGCGGCUUAGCAAUCAGCUGAUAAGCGGUUUAGCGGCUUGGGAAAAAGGGGGGGGGAGGAAAAAAACCCCGCAGGAACUCGCAAGACAUUUUCGUCUUGCGAAGCAAGCACAUAGGAAAUUCGUUUUGCGAAGCACCUCCAAAACGGAAAACCCUUUCGUCUAGCGGGUUUUCCGUCUUGCGAGGCAUUCGUCUUGCGGGGCACCACUGUAUAUAUAUAGUCCGGACCCCCACAAGGUCUGAGGGACAGUGGACUGGCCCCCUGCUGAAAAAGUUUGCUGACCCCUGGUCUAGUAGAUGAAAAAUAAAUAAUUAGGAACCCAUUUGGUUGAAACUAGGACCUCCUUGGUAAAGACUGAUGUCUGAGAAACAGUUCCAAGAACAGCAAUAUUAUGUAGGUAGUAUGGAAUAUGCUAAAACCACGUUAAGUGAUUUGGGUAUGUUUUUGUCUUAUUCUGGCAUAGAGGCAUGAAAAUCGUAAGAUAACACGGCAAUGUGGGAUUCUUCUCCCCCUUUUCAUAAGCAAAUGCAGAAGCUGGCUUUGUGUGUCUUGUUAACUGGCAUCUUCUGUCUGGGGUAGGGUAGCAAUAGAGAAUUAAAAAAAAAAAUUAGUGCAUUUUUUAAAAACAAAAAGCUUUUUUCUUAUUCUUCCAGGAGGGCGUAGAAGUAAGAGUGGCAAGAAUAUUCAAUACUUUUGGCCCUCGGAUGCACAUGAAUGAUGGCAGAGUUGUUAGUAACUUCAUCCUGCAGGCUCUUCAGGGAGAACCCUUAACUGUACGUAUUUACCAUCCUGUCCUCUGAACUCAAUUGCUGUUCAUGGGAUUUAUGCGGAAGACCCAAGUAAAAUAAAUUGUCGCUUUGUGAAAUGUCAUUUGUAUGAAUUGUGUAGGUUUAAGAACCUGAACCCUGAACUUGAACGGUCCUGUAUGUUCACUAAAAUGUCUUAAAACGGUGCAGAACUUAAAGUUCUCCAGAUAAAGAAUUUGCGCUGAACCACAUAAUCAAACUAUUGUGAUGGACAGUCGUUUGAUUCAGGUCUUCAGUUACUGUUAUAGUGCAGUCUCACUGUGUUCAAUAGGACUUGAUCUCAAGUAAGUGUGCAUAGGAUUGCAGUCUUAGUAAAUAUACUAAAAAACAGCUUUCCAUACAAAUCUGUUUUUAUGUCCAGUUGUAUUCUGCUUGGAAAAAACCCCAUAACAUCAGCUAAUUUAUUUGGCUAUCAACAGGAGUUAAAAUAGAGCUUCAGUGUAAUUAUUUGUUUUCCACACAGGACUUGUUCAAACAUGCAUGUACACUGUUGUUGAUUUUUUACCAAAAUGAAAUACCUCUUUGCUAAACGUGUGAACUGUCCCAAUUGAAAAGGACCUUGAGUUGAUAUUGGGUAACCCGGCAGUUGUGACUGUGGUCAUUUAUCUGUGACAGCUAUUCAUGCAUCCAGCCAUCCCUUAAUGCUACAGUCAAGAAAUGGCAAGGAUGUAUGUGUUGGACCGGUCCUUAAUCAUGUCUAGUGUUAUGAGAUAGCAUCUGGUAGUUGGGUGCUUGAGUUACUGUUUUUGUAUCCAGUGGUGGUUCUGCUGAUGAGAGGCAUCCAUCAAUACAAUAUGGAAGGGGACAACCUUUGAAGAUUUUCCUCCCUAAAUCUGUUCAGGGCUCCCUGGAUGCUUAGAGCAGAUUUAAGGGAGGAACUAGGGGGAAUUGGUCUCCCACAGACAGAUGCUUUCUGUCCGUCAAGUUGACACUAUUGGGUAAGGUAAAGGUAAAGGGACCCCUGACCACUAGGUCCAGUCGUGACCGACUCUGGUGUUGCGGCACUCAUCUCGCUUUAUUGGCCAAGGGAGCCAGCAUACAGCUUCCAGGUCAUGUGGCCAGCAUGACUAGAGCAGAGCAGCGCACAGAAACUCCAUUUACCUUCCCGCCGGAGUGGUACCUAUCUAUCUACUUGCACUUUGAUGUGCUUUCGAACUGCUAGGUUGGCAGGAGCAGGGACCGAGCAACAGGAGCUAGCCCCGUCGCGGGGAUUCGAACCACCGACCUUCUGAUCUGCAAGUCCUAGGCUCUGUGGUUUAACCCACAGCACCACCCGCGUCCCUACAACACUAUUGGGUACCACCCAGUAAAAAUAAGAAAAUGAAACUUCCUGUUAAGUUGUUUUUUUUAACUUAGUGACCAUAGUGGAUUAGUUUCAUGACCAGUUGUUACAUUAAUACUUUAUAUUAGUAGGACAGAGCUGGAAUGUGUCGUAAAGUCAAUAACAAGCUUUUUUUCAGGAGGGCUCUCCUGCAAAGAUAUUUUGAUGUGCAUUUUGAAGAGCAGUAAAAUCUCAUGAGAUUUAUUCCAGAGAACCACAGAAGAUUGGCACGCUUUGCUUUCUGGCAAACAACAGUGUACAAGCAGGGCUCUUGUAGCCUGUGUGUGUUUUCAGAAGACUGUUGCUAGGGCACAAACUGAUGUUACCAGUCGCUCAGCUAGCCCCAGGAAAAGAAAAAGGGUGCGAAUUCUUCCAACUCUGCAAACCGUCAGCAAAGGCGCAGGGAAUGACUUCAAAUCUUGUUUCCUUUUGUCAACCCAUAUACAAAGAUCUGUUCCCUUCCACUUGACAAAACAAAAAUAAAAUUCAUUCCAUAUGAACUGGAAUAUACUCUUCCUUUUCUUAAAAAAACAACAAUGUUGUUUUGUAAGUGGAACAUUGUUUUGUAAGUGGAACAUUAAAGAUGGUGGAGAAAAACUUGGUGCAGCGAUGCUAUGAAAAGGAAAGGGAAAAGGGAAAGGGAAAUAAAAUCUGUAGCUAGAUCAGUCUGGAUCUGGCCAAACUCUGGAUACAAGACUGCUUGGUGAGACUCAUUUAUGCCACCCUAUGACUAUCAAUGGGGGACGCGGGUGGCGCUGUGGGUUAAACCACAGAGCCUACGACUUGCAGAUCAGAAGGUCGGUGGUUCGAAUCCCUGCGACGGGGUGAGCUCCCACUGCUCUCCCAGCUCCUGCCAACCUAGCAGUUCGAAAGCACGUCAAAGUGCAAGUAGAUAAACAGGUACCUCUCUGGCGGGAAGGUAAAUGGUGUUUCUGUGCGCUGCUCUGGUUUGCCAGAAGCGGCUUAGUCAUGCUGGCCACAUGACCUGGAAGCUGUCUGCGGACAAAUGCUGGCUCCCUCUGCCAAUAAAGCGAGAUGAGCGCCGCAACACCAGAGUCUGCCACGAAUGGACCUAAUGGUCAGGGGUCCCUUUACCUAUGACUAUCAAAAUGUUUGUGAGGUGUAUAUGAGCUAGUUUAACCUGUGCAUCUAGCCAUAGAUAAUCAAAUUAUAGAUCAGACCAGGACAGAUUUUGCACUCAACACACUUGUCACAAAGGAAUUGGAGAGGAGUUAUGUGUUUAUCAGUAAAAGUGAUGGACAUAUUGAUACUUCUUAUCAGUAAUACUCAUUUUAUUUUAUUUCCCCCUAGGUAUAUGGGCCUGGGACUCAAACCAGAGCAUUUCAGUAUGUCAGGUACGUUUGUUUCACCUUCCUUGUUUCAGUAUACCUGAGGAAGGGACACUGAACAAAAAAAGAAGAAGAAUGAAUGUGGAGUUCUGGGGAAGAGAAAAGCGUAUUUCAACAUUAGUCAUGCAGUGAUGUCAGAAUGUUUACUUUUUGCUGUUUCCUCUGCAUUGUUAACUAUCCCAAGUCUACAGAUCAGUAUUUCUCAGCCCUUACAGCUUGCAGCCCAUUAUCCCAAUGUGUGAAACCAGUGAUUUCUUCUAUCUUAAAAACCAGAACAUAAAGGGUAGCAGUCUGUGACCUUUCAAACCCAAUGCCUCUUCCUUGCAUUGAAAGCUUGGAAAAGGUAGAAUAAUUUGAAUCCAUAGUAGAGACCCUGCUUAAACUUUUAGUGUGCAUCACAAAACAGCUGCUGUCCAGUGGAUUCUGAGACUGGAUUGUGCAAAAGCACUACUUAUGUGAAAAGCACUACUCGCGUGGGAGUAGUGAAUUCUUUUUGUUUCAUGAAUGGGACCGUGCAAUGUUACACUGAGUUUAUUUCUCCAUCCCAUAACUCAAGUUGACUCUUUGUGUGAGCAGGCCUUUUUCUCUGCACAAUUCAGUUAGAAAUAAGCCUCCUUAAGAGCUCUGUGGGUUUCCUGUGUUUCACCUGCUUUCUGAUUUAACUUGGACAAUCUCUUCAGUUACUUUUGUAAUUGGCAUGUACACAGGGUUGCUGUUGUUUUUUUAAUGUGGUAUUCAGUUCAUGCCUUCCUCUGCACCCCCCCCUUUCUCAUUAGCUUCUGAUGCAUGCAAAUACUUGUAUGUAUUCGAUUAGAUCGGCAUGCAAAAAGGGAAUCUUGAUGCAAUUGCAUGAUCAAUCGCGGUUCCAUUUUUUGUGCUGCCAUUUUAUCAAUGGGCACAUAGGUAGUUCUGAAUGAAAGAAAAAGACAUUGACUUGAAAACAGCAUAGGUACAGCAGUGUAAAUGUUAAGAAAAAAAUGAUGCAAUAUCAUCAUCAUCACUUGUUGCCUGAUGACUCCCACAAAAUUAUGCCCAGAACAACAUUAAUACCUUGGUCCUGGCCUGAAAAAACAAUGCGUUUAGAACCAUAAACCGUUGGGAGAAAUUUGGAUUUGGAGUUCCUUCUAGCUCUGCCUGCCUCUUGACAACUGGACAUAUGAUAGCCUUCGUCCCACUGAGGCUAAUGUCAGAAAAAGGGGCUGCGGACAACACUGGAAACCUUAGUCCUGUUUCAGCAAACGUCCUUUUGCCUCGUUGAGUUUUAAGAAGCUGCAAUCGUUCCACCUCUCUGUAUUAUCUAAUCUGACUGACUGGCAAUGGCUCUGCGGGGUCUUGGGCAAAAGUCUCUCACAUCACCCCAAAGAUCCUUUUUAGCAAGAUAAGCCAUGGUUUGAACCCAGGAUCCCCUGCAAUGCAGAGCAUACUCUGGCAGAACUUCUGUCCACAUAAGGUGACACAGAUAGGUGCAUAUCCCAGCUUUGUAAGCUUUAAAAUGCACCGGGAGAAAGGCAGGAUACAAAUAAAACCCCAAUUACAUCAUUUACGCAGAUUAGGAUUCCUACUGAUGGUUACAAUAAAAACCCAGCACUAUCCUACUCCUUCCAGUAUCUUCUGCUUUUCCAGUGUCUUGAAUGCCACUGUGGUGCUGAAUAAACGUCAAAUUUUGUUAAAAACAGAAUAGCAGACACUAAAGUAGGAAAUAGCUGCCUUAGCAGUCUGAAAUCCGAAGUGCAGGUUUUCAGAAGACAGUAGUUUAUAUUUCUGGGUUGAAAAAUGAUCGUGUUAGAGGACUCGGUCCAUUGCUGCCAUCUUGUGUUUGCACAAUGGAUAUGCAAUUUGUAUUUAGAAACCAGUGAUUUGAGCCAACGGGGCUUUUAAGAUGAUAGUGCACUGACAAUGGUGGAAGGCUCUAGUCUACAAAAGGCACAGUAGAUUGCUUAACCUUUAAAGUGCUGCUAUAGUCCCCUAUUUUCUCCUCCCUCCCAUUUCUAUCUUGCUGUAUAUAUAUAAAAAAACUUUAAUAAUAAUAAAAUUCUGCUACAGUCAAAUACGACUUUUCCGGAGGUUUUAAAUCAUUUAGUUGAUUAUUGUUAUUCAGCGGCAGCUUGAUUAAUUUGGAAACUGAGGUGGAGGAGAGGGCAGCCAGAUUUCCCUAGGUUUGUAGCUGAGUAGCAGUAUUUGUCCCAUCCUGCACAUGCCCAAAUUUAGUGCUACAAAGACAUGAAAGCGCAGUUUUCUUAAAAAACAACAAAUCAGUACUACUGGAAUUCUCUGCCCAGAUUAAUGAACACUGCAUACUUAAGUAGAGGGCAGACACAGAUUGUGUUUGUGGUCAAGUAAAUCAGUUUUUAGUACUUUUAAAUUGGAUGUGAACUGUUCACAUGGUUCCUUCAAUGCGCUACUUGAAUGCAUCUUGUUUUCGCCUGCUGCUUGGUACAGUGGUGCCUCGCAAGACGAAAUUAAUCCGUUCUGCGAGUAUCUUCGUCUAGCGGUUUUUUCGUCUUGCGAAGCAACCCUAUUAGCGGCUUAGCGGAUUAGUGCUAUUAGCGGUUUAGCGGCUAUUAAAGGCUUAGCGGAUUAGCGGCUAAAAGGCUAUUAGCGGCUUAGAAAGGGGGGGGGAAGCAAAAAAAAUCUCAAGACUCGCAAGACAUUUUCGUCUUGCGAAUCAAGCCCAUAGGGAAAUUCGUCCUGCGAAGCGCAUUGAAAAACGGAAAACCCUUUCGUCUAGCGGGUUUUCCGUCUUGCGAGGCACCACUGUACUGUAUGGAAAUGGAUAAGGCAGAAAUUCAUUGCUCCAGUGCAUAAUGUGCUCUGCUAGAAGCCCACCUAAGGCUGUUAAAGUUGCUGCCGCACGGUUUCCCCCCUAAAAUCAGCAUUUUGGACAGUCAGGCUGUAAAACACGUGAGGAAGUAAGCCUGCUCAAGCUGUGUUGUCAUGUAUUGUUUUGUUUUUCCAGCGACCUUGUGAAUGGGCUGGUGGCCUUAAUGAACAGCAAUGUCAGCAGUCCUGUUAACUUGGUAAGCAUGUGGUUUUCUUCUUUCCUUUUUUCUCAUUGAUCUAAGUCUAAGACCCUGUGUUGGAAUUACGUGCCCAUUCUCCUAAUCCGUUGAAUCCAGUCAUGUGAGAAACGUUUGGCAUUAUGAAGUUCUGAGAAUAAUGGUAGUGAUGUACCCUCCCUCCUUUUCCUCCUUUUGCCACAAACAUGCUCAGCACACUGAGAACAAUCGGCAUUGUGAAUUUACUGGCAUUCUUCCUCCUCUUCAGAUACUAUCGGCUUUUGAUCAUGAGCGAAGCCUUUGCAAGCCAGAAUUUAUAAGUUCAGUUCUGCGUUGCAGCGUGUUGACGUCGGCAUAUGUAAUGCUAGAGACUGAGCUAGAUUCAGCUAACCCAGUGCACUAGCAGAAACAGCCACAAGGGCACAUGCUGGCACAAUGGGGCUUCCCCCACCUCGUGUGACCCAUGCACACCCCCCAAGUCCACUCUUAGGGGUCAGGAGAACCCCCAGGACAGUAUGUGGGGUGAAGAGAGCAGAGGUUGUUCCAUCCGGCAAGCAGAAUGGCUUGCACUGGUGGAAAGAUCUUAAUGCAUUGUCAGAUUCCACACUGUGACUUUCCCCACCUGAGUUUCUUCUCCCAGGAUUGUAUUACGGAAACAGAAAUUGCCUUAAGCAGUUUAGACUCAUGUUUGUAAAUAUUACCUAUGGGCUUUUACUCCUGCUUUGAAAUGUGGUAACAACUAGUGACGUCAUUUUUGGUCGAAGGUUGCUGGUGUGUGGUGGGUUCUUCCAUUUGCAUAAGGAGUGGGGAAUCACGGUCAUCUAGCUAUUCCUCCUCCCCGUUGAGUAUCACCUCACACAAUUGCCAUUCUGUUCGUGAGGGUUUGUUCACUCCCACUCUCAAGACAGCUCUUCACAGGAGGCUGCAGAGAGAAGGGGGAGGCAGGAAACCACAUCCUGUUCACAGCACAAAAGUUAGGAUCUAGUCCAGGCAUAGGCAAACUUGGCCCUCCAGAUGUUUUGGGACUACAGUUCCCAUCAUCCCUGACCACUGGUCCUGUUAGGGACCAUGGGAGUUGUAGUCCCAAAACAGCUGGAGGGCCGAGUUUGCCUGUGCCUGAUCUAGUCCUUUUAUUUGCUAGUUACCUUAUUUCAAAAUAAAGCUCUUUUUUUUUUUUUUUUUUUGGUAAAAUGUCAUUUUAAUGGUGCUUCUUAUAUCCUUAGGGGAAUCCAGAAGAACACUCUAUUUUAGAGUUUGCCCAGUUAAUUAAGAAACUCGUUGGUAAGUAUGACAUAUAAUUGCCCUGAACAAACUUGGAACAGCUUGCAUACUUGUACCCGUUGGGGUUUAUCCAGUAGAACGGCAUGAGUGGAGAAGAGGUUCACCUGGUGGGUGGAGCUGCAACACUAACUUCCCAACAGUGCUUCUUAACCAAAAGGUAGUGCCCGCGAAGUUGGCGCACCAGUAAGCAGCAGCAACCCUGCUGCAAGGAAGCCACUUCUGCUUGGUUGCAGACUUUGAGCUGGAGUCAUAAUGAGGGAAAUUAUGAGAGAUACAUGCAUGCCUGGUGCCAGCUUUUUAUCUUUUUAAGGUAGCAGGCAAAACCUUCCCAUUUUACCUGGGCUUUUGGCCUGUAAUUUGAAAGGUUUCAGGGAUUUGGGGGCCUCUCUUAGUUCUGUAAGGCCUAACUUCAUAGUAGUUUUUUUAUUGGUUGGUUGGUAUACUUUUAAGUUGCUUUGGGUCACUUUUGUGAGGAAAGCGACCAAUAAAUAUUAAUGGUAAAUAAUGCUAUUGCCCUAUUAGGGUGUUUUGAUUCCCCACACUAUUGGAAUCACAUGAGGUACGAGUGAGAAAACGCAUACUUGCUUCCUCCACACCACUUUUUACAUGCCUGAGGCAAAUGGCUGAACAGGGGCAGCUGUUAACACCUUGUGCAAUUCAGAAUACAGUGGUACCUCAGGUUACAUAUGCUUCAGGUUACAGACUCCGCUAACCCAGAAAUAUUAUUUCGGGUUAAGAACUUUGCUUCAGGAUGAGAACAGAAAUCGUGUAGUGGCGGCAGCAGGAGACCCCAUUAGCUAAAGUGGUGCUUCAGGUUAAGAACGGUUUCAGGUUAAGAACAGACCUCCGGAACGAAUUAAGUUCUUAACCCGAGGUACCACUGUAUUACAGUAUGCAAAUAGUAUACUUUCUGCUUCAGAAGUUAUCUUUCCAACUUUAUGAAGGGUAGCAGGAAUUACUGGGGACAUGGGGCAACUCCAGCCCUCUCAUCAAUUCUCUUACCUCAGCAGAUGAGAAAUUAGAACAGCUGGAUGGGACUUAGGAUAAAAGGAAGGAAGGAGAAGUAUUUACAUGGGCAGAAGAGAUUGUGUGCCCACAGAACACUGGCUUGCAGCCAGCUAAGCUUCCAUGAUGGUGCACCCCUGUACCUCAGCCCAGCCCACUUACUUAGCAGGGUACCCCAAACCUCAGUGGAACAUUUUUAGGGGUGCAUCAGGAGGAGUGGACAAGGAAGCUACUUUCUGCCUGAACUGUUACUUGCGCUUAAUGCUAGGUUGGACUUACUGGGUUUCCAACUGCAAGGAUGAUGGGGCUGCAUUAUAACUGCACUGGACCUGUGUGGUCUCUUGACUUUGUACACCAUAGUUUAGGGGAGUUGUAGGUGUGUGAAGCCUUUGUUUCAGCCUGUCUUGGAAAACAUGUGCUGUAUAGGGGGACAUUUGAAAACUACCUGUUUUGAUUUGUUUCAGACUUCUGAAACUGUUAGUCGAUCACCAGAAACCAAUGUAGCUUUGUAAUAUUUGCGAGUUUGGUGUUGUUUUUUGGCAGGCAGCGGAAGUGAAAUCCAGUUUCUGUCAGAAGCUCAAGAUGACCCUCAGAAAAGGAAGCCUGACAUCAGGAAAGCCAAGUUACUACUUGGUUGGGAACCUGUGGUAUGUAAUUCUAGAGUUAACAGUGUUAUGUGCAAAUAUUUUUGAAAGGCAACACCAUCAAGAAAUGAAUAAUGCUCUGUGUUCCUUGCUGUGCAGGGCAAAUCUAAUGAAAUUCCUUCCAUGAUGUGCUACCUCCUUUUGGGAAGAGUUCUUCUCCACCCCCACCCCCACCCCCAAAAAAUCAAUAUUGCUGCUGCUCCUUGAUAGAUAAUAGCCACACGUCUGGUAUUCAUCUUUAAAACAAACAGCUAAGCUAGUUAAAUCUAGAGCAAAUAAGCAGGGGCCCUUGAGAGCGAAAGUGAUUUUAACAAAGGCAGUGAAGGAAAAUGUGUGUUUGUGGAUCUGACUCUGCUCCCACUGAAACAAGUUUUAUUGAACAGUAGGUCAUUAUAGAGUGGUAAUGAUUAAUGGUGCUUUCUACCUUUCGGACGGAGAUGCCUUGAGAAUCCUUAACAUCCAUUUUCUUAGCAGUAGCACUGCCUCGUAGGAAAGUAGAAUGCUGUGUGUGUGUGUGUGUGUGUGUGUGUGUGUGUGCAUGCAGGUUGGGUGUAGGUUUGAAAUUAAGCCUGUGUGAAGCUCUGCUAUUCCUCCCCCCCAGAAGCUAGUAUAGUUUUGUACUAUAUAGUUCAGUGGGGAGUAAACGCUAGAGGUGUGCAACAAAUAUCUGUCUGCCUUAGUUCAGACACAUUCUUACAUGUAUAAUUUAUCAUCGUUGUGGUUUUGAUUUUUUCAGAGAGCUUCCUUAGGUUGUACCCCACCCUGGUGUUGAUUUAAUGAAGAGCAGGUUAUAAAUUACCUAAAUAAAAUAAUAAAAGGGCAGUAGUUCAGUGGUGCAUUCUGUACACAAAUAACGCCCGUUGAGGUUUACUUCUGAGUUUUGGCUUGCAGCUAACUUGUUUCUAGGCUGCAUAUUUUGUAAGUAGGCAGAAGAAACAGAAAAGUAUUGGAGCAAGAGACUGAGAAUUCCUUACUCAGAAUAGAUAAUUGCUGCAAUCCUAGCUCCAGUUUAUUCCAGUGAGUAACAGUCCAAAAAUUCUGAGGGAGCUUGAUUAUUCAUUUUGCCAGUCGCAUUUUUCAUUAUCUGUGAGCAAGUGCCCCUGCAACAUAGGAAAUGGCAGGAAGUAAACUGGAUCUGCUGAAAGAGGUACAAAAAGGUAGGUAUGGCAAAGUUGGGCAUUCCACUUAUUAUGCCCUCAAAACCCACCAGUUCUCCUCAGGGAGAACUUUCGGAACCCAACUUACCAUCUUCCAGGUAGCUUUACAAAUUCCUAUAGGAACUCUUCACUCCUGCCUUAAGCUAUUGGAAGAGGUGGUGCCUGGAGAUUGUGAUACUUCCAACACACUCCACAGUUUUGCAACUUUUAUCACUUUGAUGAAUGCAGUACUCUAGUCUAUGGUUACUGCCAGAUUUCACUGCGGACACAAGUUGAAGAGGUCCCAAACUCAUGCCAUAGCAGUUUCUUCUUCUCUUUUCCCCCGUGGCCAGGGAUGAUGGGAGUUGUAGUCCAGUAAAAGCGGAAGAAAUAGAAGAGGGAGGUGUGCCUCUCUCCACCUCCAUAUUUUGCUAAUAAUGUAGAGGAGGAAUAAGUCAGAAGGGCCAAUUGAGAAUGUUGUACUUAAGGAUUGCCAGUUACCUACCUCCAAUGCUUUCCCCCCCCCCCAGUCCCAAAGGUGUGGGAAUGCACCUCUCUGAGAAGACCCAUCCCAGAGCCCAUCUUUGGGCUGGGGUGUGUGUGUCUCCUCGAGAGCCAGGCUCUAUCAUGCUCUGUUUGCAGUGCUGCCUCAGCCGGCUUUGCAUGGUCUGUCUUCCUCUUUUCCCCAGGAGGCAACUGUGGUGGAGGCAGGGGAGAUUGCGGGGGUGAUGGAAAUGUUCCUUUGCCCGCAUGCCUGAUCCCCCUGCCACUCAUACAAUCUCAGGCUCUGUAGUGCUUGCCUGAGCCUUUCCUCUUGAUGCAUUUGGUCUCCCUAAGAGGAAAGGUGCAGCGAACCUGCUCAGGAGAAGGCAGGCAAUUGCCAUCCAGCCCAGACACGUGCGGGCGAAGGAGCAGCCUGCUCCCCGACCCCGUGAACUCUCUUGAGAUCACAUGGGGUGGAAGGGAUUGAGUUUGGGCUACUCCUUCACUCAUGAUCUCCACCCCCAUUGAUCAGGAAAAGAGGCGGCCUGCCCCACUUUCUCAGGCCAGGGAGGCAGAUGGUAGAGUACCUUCACAGGCUUCCCCUGCCUGCCUGUUUUGCUGAAAAUCCUCAGCAAAGCCCUGCUGCACCUCCAACUCAUGAGGAGACCCUCUCUGAAAGGUGCCAGGACACCAUUCAAGCUGGGGGAAAACCCUCCUUCCUGCUUCAUAGAUUUUAAGGUAUGAACAGGCCAAUUGACAGAGCUACUAAGUUUUCGCGGAAAUUGCCACUGGAUGCAAAUGCUCUCUUAAGUUAUUUGGUGAAGUAUCUGUAAAUGCACCACCUAGAGCUCCUUGGAGGAACGGUGAGAUAUAAAUGCAUUAAGCAAAUUAAAUAAAUAACCCUGUUUGACAUACUUAUGACAAUCACAAUGAGCAAAUAAGCACUUUUAUAACUUGACUCAUUCGGCUGUAUCUCUCUUUGGUAACAGGUCCCGUUGGAAGAAGGCUUAAAUAAAGCAAUUCAUUACUUUCGCAAAGAAUUGGAAUAUCAAGCAAAUAAUCAAUAUAUUCCUAAACCAAAACCUGCCAGGAUAAAAAAAGGAAGAACCAGACAUAACUAAAAACUCUUUAAGUCGGAAAGGAAUUGAAAACCUUUCCUUGUGUUUGAAAGGUAUAAUUUGUCUUUUGUUAAAAAGACUUCUGAAACAGGUAUCAUGAAGAAAAACUGGAAAUUUCACUCUGAAGCUUGCUUUAAAGAAGUGGAUGUGCCUAAAUAAGAAAACUGCAAUCUUUGCCUUGCACUUUUUAAAUCUGUCUUUUUAUGUAAAAUAGGAUAGAAGCAUCCUUUUUUUAGUAUCUUCAAGUUUUUAUAUCUUGCUGUGAGAUCAUUUUGUUGUGACUGUCCUUGACAGUUUUAUUUACUGGUUUCUUUGUGAAGCUGCAGAUGGGAUGGGAAAAUGCCAAUUUAUUUAUAAAAAGUGGGUACUUUAAAUGAGAGAUACUAUGCAUAAAGAAAAAAAAGAGCAAGCAGUAUUGUCAGAUGAUUGAAAACACUGGCAUCUAGUAUUAUAGGAUUAUAAUAAAAAGAAUUCUGUAUGAGAGCUUUAUGUAUUCUUUUGAAAUUGGGUUUUCUCCCCCCAAAUGUUUAGUUCUAGUUGCACACUUGAAUUUGAAAAUAUUUUCACUGACUUUCAUGGAUAAAUGCUAUUUUAAAUCACUACUGUGUUGUGCACAAUCUGGGGGAAAGUUAAUGUAUUAUUGGUUACCAGUGGUUGAAUAUGCUAUUUUAAUAAAAUAUUGAAACUUACAAAUA